AAAUGAAGGCGUUGCAAACGGCUGUGACGGCUCAUCAAUAUAAAGUAUGAAACCAAAUAUAAACAGAACCUUCCUUUAUAUUUCGUUCUUUUUCGACAUAACUGUCAAUAUAUCACCGACACAAGAAUGGAUGRGUUUACUUUCUUGUCAUCUUAAAUGAGACAAAACUGAAAAACACAGAUAGCAUUGAAAAGAUUCACUGCACAGCGGUGUGCAAAUGAUGCUUUUUUAUUUCAAURGUUAAAAGCCCAAAUAAUUCACCAAUUCAUUGGUAUUAUAAACAGGUGUGUGCAAAUACUGCGGAAGAAGUAAUAAGAUGACCGAUUUUUUUAUGACUACCUAAAUUUGAAAURUUUCCACCUUGAAGAUUGUCAAAUGAAUAACUAAGCAGUAAUGAUUCUAAUUUUGUUUUGUUUUUUAUCUGAAGAAGAUAUAUAUAGAUGGCGAAGAAUCCGGGCAAAACGACGAAGAUGAACCAACCUUUUCUCGUUUGCAAAAUGAUGGUCUUGUUAUCAUUCAUUAUGGGUACAACCUACAUUGUGCAAGCCUGUCCGUCUAAAUUUCCUAUUACCGUGACGACGGAUAAAGAGGACAUCACAAGUCCUAACUACCCAUCGUUUUACCCAAACAAUAAAGAAUGCAGGUGGCUCAUUAGCGCUCCUCUUAAUAAGUUAGUCCAAUUCAGAUUGAAAGUAUAUGACUUGGCUCAACCAGCAGACUACAUAGAAGUAAGAGAUGGUGUCAAUGAAAGUGCUGUGGUGUUAAAGAAUUUCACCACCAAGCCAAAGUUCAGUUUUAUACCGUUCAWUUGGAGGUCAUCUAGUGGGCGUUUCUUGUGGAUGAAGUUCAAGUCUGACAGAGUUUAUAGAUCUACAGGAUUUAUGAUGGACAUAAGAUUUGUGAACAAACCAAAAGCUUGUUCACCAUCUUCUCCUGAAAUCAUCAGAAAAGACGGUGAAACGAUCAUUGGACCUUACAGUUCGUCGUUUUAUCCCAACAACCAAGAGUGCACAUGGGUUUUCGUUGCACCUCGUACUGACCAAGUAGUUCAUUUCGAUUUUCGAAUUCUUAAAGAUGGUUUGGCUCAAGGGGACUAUAUUGAACUGAGAGAUGGAAUGAAUGCAAGCUCUUCUUUGAUGAUGAACUACACCAGUAAAAGUAUCCUAYUCAAACCUAGAUUAAUCCCAACUAGUGGACGGUACUUAUGGAUCAAGUUCAAAUCUGAUAAGGAGUUCAAUGGACAGGGCUUCAGUAUUACAUACUAUUUUGAGAAUAAACCCAAAGCAUGUUUAUCUCCUUCGUCCCCUCAACCUCUCCAGACAAGCUACGGCAAAAUCCAAAGUCCUUUUUACGAGUGGUACCCUGUCAACCAAGAGUGCACAUGGCUCAUAACUGUACCUCACCUUAAGCUUAUCAAGUUUUAUUUCCAUUCAUUUGAUUUGGCUCAACCAGGAGACUACCUGGAAAUACGUGAUGGAGCUACCUUUAAUGCUGUAGUGCUUCAAAACUUCUCAAGUAGACCAAAUCUCAGCAACAAAUGGAUAUCGAGUGGGAGAAACUUAUGGUUAAAGUUCAAGUCAGAUGGUGUAGAUACAGAUAAAGGAUUUUCGAUGUUUUACCAUCAUAUAGACAAACCCAAAGGAGAGAUGUGUCAGUGCAGUUGGAAUUAUGACAAGAAGGCUGUGAGGUUAUAAUAAUAAGAUUUUCACUGAGACAUUAAAAAUUUCGUAUGCAUCCAAAGAUUUCCARAGUCGAAGAGGGAAGAAGAGAUCGUAUGUACUACCUACCAAUCGGUUUGUCU
Molecule: messenger RNA, 1801 nt
Organism: Exaiptasia diaphana
Lineage: Eukaryota; Metazoa; Cnidaria; Anthozoa; Actiniaria; Aiptasiidae
Product: dorsal-ventral patterning tolloid-like protein 1
Exons: 5
Coding region: 441-1694 (417 amino acids)
Source: RefSeq, a predicted model, not a curated record